UGGGAGCAAAGCCAGUAAGCUGUAGCUCCUUAUGGACAUUUGAGCGCAUCCAAUCCUUUCACUUCGUCUGUGACAUCAGCAACCAACCUUGUACGGGGAGUCGGGUUACCUUGGCAACCGCAUGAUGCCAUGCCCGAAGGCCGUAUAUAAGACAGAGAAAAGGCCAUGGUUGUAGAACCGCAAUGAAUCGAGACAAGAGGAGGGAGACAAGAAUCUUUUGCGGCCUGGACUUUAUUUUCUUUCUUUAAUUUUAUAAAUGGUCUCAUGGCUGACACCCGUUUGGAACAGAGACUAGAGAAGACUGACAUACACUGACACAGGAUCAUGCGUGCUCCACUGCGACCACGGAGUGGCUGCCUGCUGCUGUGCCUGUGUAUGUCAGUGCUUACGCUGAUACUGCAGACCUUUUGGGUUCCACUGGAGAUGACACCGGAUGAAAUGACUGGGAGGUCUCUGGAAGGUCAUGGUUUCCGUAGCCUGGCACUCCAACUCAAAGAUCUGACCUCUCGGGUGAACAAGCUGAGCAGAGACAGAGAUGGAACCAGAGACGACCUGAGCCUGCUGCUGCAGAGUUUCAGGAAGGACCAGCAAGGACUGGCACAUUUGGUUGAGAGGGAGAUAAAGAGAGUUUCCCAGAAAAUUGAAAAACUCAACCAUCAACAUGAGCAGCCUCUGGACACACCCCAGUCCCAGGACCAGUAUAAAACACAAACAGAGUCCAAUGAAAAUUGUAAGGUGCCAUCGGACCCCACUUAUCCAGUCUGUGCAGAGAAAAUGGAGUUUCUUCGGUUACACUGGAAGACAGACCCAUGUUAUGCCUUUUAUGGUGUUGAUGGCUCUACCUGCUCUUUACUAAAGUACCUCAGCCAAACCGAGGACUUCUGCCCCCCACAAGUUGGUCUUAACCACUCUCCCCCAGCAUGGCAUCACAAACCACUCUCACAUUCAGAGAAGGGUGAAAUACGUACAAGUCUUGCUCCAUUGUACGAAAGCAUCACAAAUAUUAGCAGUCCUGGGCUGAGAUUCAUCCGGUCCAGAGUUCAGAGGAUGGAGCAGAGGUGGAUCCAUGCUGGUCUCAGCAUGAACCAGAGGAGCAACAUCACAGUCUCCAAGAAACUCAUGGUGCUGCUGUAUCCUGGUACUCUGGCUGGGAGUCUUGGACAGCGCUUUGAAGCCAUGGUAGAGAAAGGGGGACCUUUGGGAGAGCUGGUCCAGUGGGCAGAUUUGAGUGCAAGCUUGACCAUCCUGGGACAUGAUGUGACCUUGACCACAUCCCAGCACCUCCUGCACAGUCUGAUAGGUGCUGCUCCAGGCCGAGGCAGCUGUCCCAUACAGAGACCCCUGACAUUUGACCUUAUCUACACUGACUACCAUGGCUUGGCACAUCUGCAGGGAGCAAUGGGAAUAGCUUUUCGGCAUUAUCAGUGUCGAUACAGAAUCCUGGAUUCCUUCGGCACAGAACCAGCCUUUAACUUGGGGUCUUACGCUCACACUCAUGAAUACAAAACCCUAUGGGGAAGCUGGGGCCUGCACCCUCAGCAGUAUAUGACCAUGUUCCCUCACACUCCUGAUAAUUCUUUCCUGGGCUUUGUGACUGAAGAGGCCUUGAAAGGUGAAGUCAAGAAAGAAGCAAUGCACUCCAAUAAGAAGGGCAAUGUUGCAGUUGUGUACGCUAAACAAGAAUACAUGUGGGAGGGCAAGUCUGAUUAUGUGAAAGUAAUCAAUGAAGAGUUUGAAAUCCAUACCACAGUCUAUAAGCGCCCAGGAAUCCCAUCCCAGUUACCCAGCUUUGUCAUGAACCAUGGUCUGUUGAGUCAGGACAACUUUGUACAACUUCUCCAUAAAGCCAAGGUUUUUGUAGGUCUGGGGUUCCCAUAUGAAGGCCCAGCUCCUAUUGAAGCUAUAGCUAUGGGCUGUGCCUUUAUCCAGCCUCAAUUCAACCCUCCACACUCCUCCAAAAACAACAACUUUUAUAAAGGAAAGCCAACCACUAGAAAGAUUUCAUCCCAGCAUCCUUACGCCGAAGAGUUCAUUAGAAAACCUUAUGUUUGGACGGUAGAUGUGAACAACCGCACUGAAAUACAGCAAGCAGUGAAGGGCAUUCUUCGUACAGAGGUGCAACCGUUCACUCCUCGAGAGUUCACCUGUGAGGGGAUGCUGGAGAGGCUUCAGGCUUAUAUCACUCAUCAGAAUUUCUGCAGUAAGUCACUUCCAACAUGGCCACCUAGAAGUGUCUUAAGGGUGCUGCUGAGUCCUUUGGGUGCAUCCUGUGCAGACGUGUGCCGGCACUCUUCUCUCACAUGUGAACCUGCAUUAUUUUAUUAUUUAAACAGUGCUGCUGCAUUCACCAGUCUGGAGCUGAACUGCUCCAGUGUGGAGGCAGAGGUCAGUCACCUGUUUCCAGCCUACAGUCCCUGGGGCCAACAGUGCCACCUGCAGGUAGAGCCUCUCCUGUUCAGCUGUGCAGGAUCUGACCCCUCCUUCAGGAGGCUGUGUCCAUGCAGAGAAUAUACGCCUGGACAAGUGGCACUGUGCCCGGGCUGCUCAUAGCCAACAAUGUGGACUCAAAUACGCCUUCAUUUUGUAAAAGGUCCAGUUCACACAUCAGCAACAUUAUUUAUGUUUAAUCUCUAAGUGAAAGGAUGGACUGUGGAUACCAUGGUGGCCUAUCUUAUGCCUCACAGCAAGAAUGUCUUGUAUUCUUUUCCCAGACCAGGUGGGACCUCUCUGUGGGGAGUGUACAUGUUCUCCCCAUGUCUGCAGCUUCUAUAAGCUUCAGUUUCCCCUACCACUGAAAACCUGGUACUGCAUAGGGAACAUAGGAUCCCCUCUGGGACAAGGACUUCCCAGAAACAGAGAUUCUGAAUCUCAGCCAGCCUACCUGGUUGAACACGGGUACAAAAUGUCCUAGACUGCACUUAAUGUAUA
This is a messenger RNA of Boleophthalmus pectinirostris (great blue-spotted mudskipper), 2928 nucleotides long. RefSeq names its product alpha-1,6-mannosylglycoprotein 6-beta-N-acetylglucosaminyltransferase B-like. Gene Ontology annotation, biological process: protein N-linked glycosylation. Gene Ontology annotation, molecular function: alpha-1,6-mannosylglycoprotein 6-beta-N-acetylglucosaminyltransferase activity. The transcript is spliced from 19 exons. Gene Ontology annotation, cellular component: Golgi apparatus. The record is from RefSeq and is a predicted model, not a curated record. Lineage: Eukaryota; Metazoa; Chordata; Actinopteri; Gobiiformes; Gobiidae. The coding region runs from base 325 to 2550 and encodes 741 amino acids.